Molecule: messenger RNA, 2055 nt
Organism: Drosophila erecta
Lineage: Eukaryota; Metazoa; Arthropoda; Insecta; Diptera; Drosophilidae
Product: UPF0183 protein CG7083
Exons: 2
Coding region: 338-1654 (438 amino acids)
Biological process (GO): Golgi to plasma membrane protein transport
Cellular component (GO): trans-Golgi network
Source: RefSeq, a predicted model, not a curated record
GCUGCCCACGGCGAUCUGGCAACGCCAUUACUUUGUUAUUAUCUCAUUUUUCUGCUGCGCAUUUCGUCUUUGUCCGAAUUUUUUGAAGAAAACCAAACAAUUUAUCGCUUCGCCAAGAACACGACAAGUAGUUUAAACCCCACGAAUUAAACUAUUUUAUUGAAGUUAAUGUAAUUGCUUAUAAAUAAACUAAAGCAUAAAGAGCAGAACGAGAGCAAACAGUUGAAAACAGAAAGUGCUGAAAUAAUAACACCAAAUACAAUUGACCAUCAAUUGCGCAUAUAUAAUUGUUUAAAUAUAUUCGCAAAGUGAGCUGAUUUCACAUAUCAAGGUGAAAAUGCUAGAUCUGGAGAUCGCGCCGGAGAUUUCCCUGGGCUGCGAUGUCUGGGAAUUUGUUCUCGGCAUGCACUUCUCGCAGGCCAUUGCCAUCAUCCAGUCGCAGGUGGGCAUCAUCAAGGGAGUCCAGGUGCUGUACUCGGAUACCAAUCCCCUGGGCGUGGACAUCAUUAUCAACCUGCCCCAGGACGGCGUUCGUUUGAUCUUUGAUCCCGUCAAUCAGCGCUUGAAGACCAUCGAGGUUUUCAACAUGAAACUGGUGAAACUGCGGUAUUGCGGCGUCUACUUUAACUCCCCGGAGGUGCUGCCGAGUAUCGAGCAAAUCGAGCACUCCUUUGGAGCUACACAUCCUGGGGUUUACGAUGCAGCCAAACAGUUGUUUGCCCUCCAUUUCCGUGGGCUAAGCUUCUACUUUCCCGUGGACAGCAAGCUGCACUCGGGCUAUGCCCAUGGACUGGGUUCUCUGGUUUUCCUGAACGGCGCCUCACCCGUCGUAUCCAAGAUGUCACUUUACGCAGGCAGUAAUGUAUCAGAGAACAGAGCACCACCCCUACCCUUGGCCUGCUAUCACCGCCAGAUGUAUUUGGAAUCGGCCACUGUUCUCCGAACCUCCUUUGGUCACACGAAGGGUUUGAAGCUGAAGCUCUUUACUGAGGGUUCGGGAAGAGCUUUGGAGCCACGCCGCCAGUGCUUCACGCGAGAGCUGCUCUUCGGCGAUAGCUGCGAGGAUGUGGCCACCAGUCUAGGAGCACCCAAUCGUAUAUUCUUCAAGAGCGAGGACAAAAUGAAGAUACACAGUUCGAGUGUCAAUCGACAAGCGCAGAGCAAGCGGAGCGACAUUUUCUUCAACUACUUCACACUUGGAAUCGAUGUGCUCUUUGAUGCACGAACGCAGACCUGCAAGAAGUUCAUUCUGCACACCAACUAUCCUGGGCACUUUAACUUUAACAUGUACCAUCGCUGCGAGUUCCAGUUCCUGCUGCAGGCGGAUCAUCCUUCAAUGAGCGAUAGUGGGCACGAUCUGGUGACGCCGACUAAGCAAGAACAUGUGAACAUAAGCGCCUACACCAAAUGGGACGCGAUCAGCAGCGCAUUAGCCACCUCAGAGCGGCCAGUGGUGCUUCAUCGCGCCAGUUCGACGAACACGGCGAAUCCGUUCGGCUCCACCUUCUGCUAUGGCUACCAAGACCUAAUCUUCGAGGUGAUGCCCAACAGCCACAUCGCCUCGGUAACGCUCUACAAUACUGCGCCACCCAGGCAGCCAGCGCAUUCCUGGCAGCAGCACAAAAUGCAAGACAUUCUCCUCACAGUGGCCUAGACCUGUGGGAUUUACUGGGCUCCUUUCGCUGCUCCAUGAUGCUGAACAAGGGAACGCCCGCCUGUCGUGCUCUAAUCUUUAAGCUGCAACAUUGAUCUAACAUAGCCGUAAAGUAGACACAUACAUUAUAUAGUAAUAUAUAUAUAUAUACAUGGUACACGUAGAUUUCCAAUGUAAGCUAAGCCAAUCAUCGGACGAACUUUCUGACCAGGUUCAUUCUGCGUUAUUCCAUUGCGAUAGCUCGAUUCGAUUUGUUUCGACCCAUAACUGACAAUUAAUAAGCCUAUUACUUUUAAAAAAUGCAUGUCGUUAAUAUAUUUCAGUACCUUAAGCUCCAAUCGUGUAUCUCUCUUUGAAAAAGAAAAAAUCAACAAAAAAAUAUAUAAAUAUAAGGUUUCGAC